Molecule: messenger RNA, 2111 nt
Organism: Caenorhabditis sp. 36 PRJEB53466
Lineage: Eukaryota; Metazoa; Nematoda; Chromadorea; Rhabditida; Rhabditidae
Source: the annotation of a GenBank genome assembly
AUGAGCAAUUUAUGGCGGGCAGCAUGCCUACAAAUGCUUAUAUCGUUCCUGCUAGUGCACCAGGGUCGAGCAAAAGACGAUGAACGAUUUGGUAAAAACAGUUUUCCUAAAGUUUUUGAAAAUAUCUGAUUUUGUUCAGUUGAAAGAGUAGAAUGUAUCGCUGAAGCAAUCACAGUUGUGAUCAACAAAUCCGAUCCAGAAGUAAUGCGUAUGAUAGCCGAUCCGAAAUCCCAGCCAGUGGUAAAAAGAUCCCUCUCUUUUCAAGUCAUUCUCACAUUUUCCUUUUCUAGGUCUACGUAUUCGGUCAUAAAACCCGUCAUCCUUGUGGAACAUCCAUGAAAAAUGAGAAAGGACUCACUAAUUACAACUUGACGAUUCCUUAUGGAAGCGAGUGUGAUGUGCCGCUCACCAACUUGGUAGGCUAACUAAUUGACCCAAAUAGGGGGGAACUUUCAUUCAUUUUCACUUUUAGCCGUCUCAUCGCUACGCCGAGACUACUAUUGUCUUGGAGGAUAAUGCGGACUUGGCGUUCGGAAAAAUGACCAGACUCAACCACGUUUUUUGCCUGUAUUCGAGUAGUGUGAAGACUAUCAAAUUCAGUGAUGUAUCAGAGUGAGUAUCGUAUAAUUUAUAUCUUAUACCGUAUACCGUAUACACGUGUUUAGUGGUCAUCAAGUCUACGCAUCUACUGGAGGCAAACCAAAGCCGAAGGUCCAAAUGCUGUUCCGAAGCAUUGAUGGCGGCAAGACACUCCAAGCAGUCAGGGAAGAUGAUCCGGUCGAGUUUUUCAUUGCACUCGAGAAAGAUUGUACGUUUACACUUGAUUUUAUGAUGUAUAAUAUCUAAUUGCAGCCGCCUACAACGGAAUUUCCCCGAAAGAGUGCACGUUCAGUGAUCGAGAAGACAUCAGUGCUCCAGAUGCUCAGAAAGUCACUUUUGUGCAAGGAGGGUGAGUUCAUCUGCCUCGCGGUUUCCUGUGACCUUUCCUUUUCCUCCGAAAAUUAAAAUAGAACACGUGUCAUUAAUUUCGACAUCAUAGCUUUCUCUUGGCCUCCUAUUCUCCCGUCCUCUCUACCAUUCUGCUUGUGAUACUGCAUGCCAUUAAAUUGCGCGCACAAGCUGGCCCCUUCUCCUUCUCCCAAUCUGUGGUGAACCUAAUAAAAAUUUGGUGCAAAUUUGGCAGGUGUCCAGUGAAUGGCAUGAGCGAGAUAAUUGAGCCAUUGGCAAACGUGAACGACCAAGUGAGUUGGAUUUAUGUUCCCCCCGGGGGCUCCAUGGCCUUAUUGGCUCGUGGUCCUGCUCCUGGUGAACUCAAUCGGAAAGGGUAAUUUGCAAACGUUCAGGUCUACUUCACCAAGUUCCGCACUUUCCGCCUCGGCAACCAGAGCACCGUAUUCGUACAUUGCCAGGUUCAAGUUUGCCUCAAAAAGGAAGAAUGCUCAAGGGUGAAUCAUCGGCUCGACAAAUGUUGUGGUUAAAUUCGUCAUUUUUUUCCAGCCUUGCUACAAAAGAAUAUCUGAAUCGAAUUUGACAGCGGAGCGUCUGCGAUUCCGACACAAACGUAGCAUCACCGGCCAUGGGAACAACAACACCGCGGAAAAGUGGAGAUCAAAAAGAUCAACACCAAAGGAUGAUACGGGCUCUCUUGACAUCACAAACUCUCUCACCGUUGUCAGAAAGACAGAAGCUUUAGAAUGUGGGCAGAAGACAAACGAGAAAAAUUGUAGAAAAGUACAUGUUUCAGUGCCAGUCAAAGAUACUUCCAUCCUGGCACGACCAGGAGUCCCGAGCCCUAUAAGUAGACAGCCGAGCGCACAAAAAACGGAGGUCUGUCAGAAGAGUUCUGGAUUCGGAUUGGUGCCGGUCUCGAUCAUGGCGGUGCUGGCCGGUCUGCUGUUGAUCUCCACCGGAGCUGCCAUCUACUUUGGAUGCAAACUGAGGAACAUGAAUAAGGUAGGAAAACGGCACUUCUGGAAAAUGAAGCUAUGCGUACCCUUUUUCAGAAGAACUCGUUUGAUAUGAUGUCCGCGUUCUCAAACCCUAACGUCCCGGCUCCGGUCACCUACUCGCACUACCAAGCAUCCGCGUACAUGGACAGCGUCUACCGCUGA